UGAGCGAUUUACCGGGGUUAUAUAAGGGCGAGCGGGCGGGCUGGAAACGUCAGUUUGAGUUCAUCGUCUGUCAGAGCUAGACGUACGUCGCGAGUUUUUAAGUGAAGUUAUUUGUUUCUUUAUUAUUUUACUUGUUGCGAGAAAGUGAUAAAUUGUGUUAAUCAAGGUGAUUGUUUUAUCUUAUUUUCUUUUAUUUGUGAUUGAUAAAGCGGCGUAAUCAUGGAUGCCCGCAAUAACGAAGAAAGUAACAUUUCUGAUGUUGUUGAUAAUUUGAUGAAUAUGUUCGGUAAGGUGAUGAGUAAAGAUGUCAUAUCUGCCGUUGUGGAAAGCUGCGACGGUGACCUGAACCUUUCGGUGGACGCCAUAAUGAACAUUACUAACGAUGGCAAUGUAAUGUCAGAAGAGGAACAGCCAGCCGUAAAUCAAAAUGUUGCUUGCCAAAUACCAGUGGUCACUCAGCCAAAAGUAAAGCAAGCAGCGGUGAUGGAACCAGGAAUUGCCGAACCAGUAGAAACGCAACCACAAUCAACGCAACUAACCCAACCUUCAUCUUCAUAUGCAACAAUUUCUUCAGCAAAACCUAUUUCAAACACUGGUACUGUACCAAAAAGUCAUAAUGCUCCAAACCCGCAAACAGAUUCCACCUGGACUGAGCAAAUUAGAAACAUAAUAUGCAACCACAAUCAAGGUAGCAGAAUACUGAUUCUUAUGAGAGGUGUGCCGGGAAGUGGUAAAUCAUAUUUAGCUCGAAAAUUAGUAGAUAUGAUGGUUGGCGGCAGUCAUAACAAUUAUAGAGCUCAUAUAUUAACAACGGAUGACUACUUCAUGAUCAGGGGUCAAUAUCAAUACGAUAAGUUUAGAUUGUCAGAAGCACACUCAUGGAAUCAACAAAGGGCUCGAAAUGUGUUGAGAAUGGGGAUGAGUCCUGUUAUAAUAGAUAAUACAAAUAUUGAAUUAUGGGAAAUGGAGCCUUAUUUAAGAGAAGGUGUUAAGAAUGGUUACAUUAUUGAAGUAGUGGAACCAACAACACCUUGGGCUAAAAAAGCUAAUAUACUUCUAAGAAAGAAUGUCCACAAUGUGCCAUUAGUUUCCAUAAAAAGAAUGCUGGAAAAUUACCGCGAGGGUGUAACUGGCGAAAUUUUGAAGAAUGCAUUUGGUUUGUCUUAUCCUAGAAGUAUGGUUCCUCCUGUGCAGCGUAAUAUUCCUUGUGUUACAAAAAAGGAAAAUAUUCAACAAGACACUGCCGCCACCAGUAUUGAACCUGCAACAGCCACUACUUCUGCUGAUGAAACAAAUCCAAACAAACAAUUUUUUCGUUCGUCGGUGAGUAAUAUGGAAACGACGGAACAACAGAUUGUUGAUAAUGAAACCGUGCAGCAGGAAGCCUCCCAAAACGAGACUCCGAAUUUUUCAGGUGUUCACGUCACUCCGCGGACCCAAGAAAUGUUAGACGAACCCUUCAAUGUCCGAGAAAAAGAGCUCGAGGAAAUUCAAAAAGCAGAAAUAGAAUGGGAAAAUGGUGAUAAUUGGGAAGUUGAAGAGCAAUCUUCAAAACAAACUGAAAAAAAUAAUACCUCUGCUACAUCGAUACCAGAAGCAAAACCUCAAAGAAAACCUCGUACUUCAUCAGAAGCACUACAAGAAUCUGCGGAAACCCUUAUGCAAAACGUUAGCGGCUGUCAAGACUGGAGCAAAAUAUCGUUAUUUAUGCCGUCUUGGGGUGACUCAGCUACCGUACCAAAUAUUACUGUACCUUACGACGUACCAGUUGAAACUUCAUCUGCGGAAACCUGUGUGGAAAUCGGGGACACAGAUGUCAACGGAAAAUACAAGGUCAUCAGUGCUACUCCUCGUAACAUAAACCACCUUCACGUUUCAUUCCGCCGUGAAAAGAUACCACAAAAGUUCAUGCUAGAUAAAAGUAGCAUGACUAACGAGGUAAUGCUAUUAGAAAAUGAUGAUUUUGUUUGUCCAAAUAUUGAACAACAUUUUAUUUCCCUUAGAAAGAUGUUCAGGAAUAUUGCUCGCUCCGAUUUAAGGGAUAUCUUCGACAAAUGUCGCGGUGAUGUAAACUGGAGUGUGGAUAUCGUUCUCGACGGAAUGAAUAAUAAUCAGUUAAAAAUAAUGGACAUUGAAGAACUGUCAGACGCUGAAGAAGAAAGUUCAGAGCCGUGCUCAUGCCUGGCCCAUUAUAAUAUUAUACCAAAUAUAGCUACAACCAGUGCAAAACAGACCUCUAUCGAAAAAAAAGAUAAGGUAACAGAAGUGAUAAAUUCAAAGUCCCAAACACAAAAGAAGGAAAGGAAGCGUGACAUGGUCAUGUCUGAUGAAAAUAUUCAAAUCAAAAGACAAAUAGAACAGAAUGUAGUCAUAGCUGACAACCACUAUUCGAAGCACUGCCUGAAGAUACGGAAGAUACGUCGCGAGAACCAGAUGUGAACGAGUGUGGUGAAGAACUUGGAGCUGCUGCGCUCUCACAAGCUACGCUUUCUGAUAGUUCUAACUCUGUAGAUAUGGAAGUUAGUGAUGACGAGAAUAGCUCUUCUGAGUCUAGUGUAAGUGGUGUUGAUGAUGAUGUAAUAGUCACUUUUAAUGUGGGCCACCCUUUCAUAGAAGAAUUAGAUGAAAAACUAGGCAGGAAGGGUAUGGAAUAUCCAUCCUUCAUAGUGCCAAGGAUUAGUGUACCGAUGUCGUUAUUGAAUGAAGUCAGUGCGUUAUGGAUGGAAUCGUUAACAUUUCAGUUAGAUGAGCACGCGAACCAGGCUGCAGCUAUGAUGCAACAAGAUGAAGAAUUUGCAAGACAACUGGAGUUGAAGGAAACAGAAAUGUCUCUCGCCGGUAAGGAACCAGAUGUACCAGACUUCAAAGAGAUAAUGGACAUGGAUAUGGCGCUGGCCAUUUAUCAGAAGGAUGUGGGUGAAUGGCGUAAUAACAUGCCAACAGAUUUGGCGGCUAAGAUGACAAGAGAUAAACUCUUCAACUUGUUCCCAGAAGUUAGUCAGGAUACUCUUACUGAACUACUCAUGGCUCACGAUAACAAUUUCAAUGCUACUGUCGAGAUAUUGCUCUCAUCCACCGGUCGGAGUGACGUUUUGGAACAAAAGAACGGCAUCAAUAAAUUUGUGAUGGCGGAAGAAAUGAAGGUCAAGGACAAGAUUUUAGAGAACAGAAGAAGGAACUAUCGGAGACGGAAUGGCCACUGCUGAGCAAAGGUCAAAAGGUCGACAUGGCUACGGUGGACGCAUAUCGCGAACAAGCUGACAACCAUCUUGCACGGCGCAAUCUAAAUUACCAGAAGGCUCAAGAAUACAUUCGUCGUGCCAUGCCUCAGGUUGCUAACUAUUACUCGGAACUUGCUAACUUCCAUAAGCAGAAAUAUGAGUACGCAAACAGUAUGGCUGCGGCUACCUUGAUGCAAUUCCACGCAGCGAAGAAUCCGGAUAGCACCACCAUAGAUCUCCAUUACUUGCGCGUGAAAGAAGCCCGAGAGUCCCUCGACAUAUUCAUCGACACCCACAUCACCAAGCUCAGAGAUUCAGGAGUACGUCGCAACCAGGUCUUGUUCUUCAUUACUGGCCGUGGAUGCCACAGCCAGGGACGUGCCGAAUAAAACCA
Spodoptera littoralis (African cotton leafworm) is the source of this 3615-nucleotide messenger RNA. NCBI's taxonomy places the organism in Eukaryota, Metazoa, Arthropoda, Insecta, Lepidoptera, Noctuidae. The record is from the annotation of a GenBank genome assembly.